Molecule: messenger RNA, 684 nt
Organism: Culex quinquefasciatus (southern house mosquito)
Lineage: Eukaryota; Metazoa; Arthropoda; Insecta; Diptera; Culicidae
Product: gametocyte-specific factor 1 homolog
Exons: 3
Coding region: 1-684 (227 amino acids)
Source: RefSeq, a predicted model, not a curated record
AUGUCACUCGUCGAAGAUCUGCUCUUCUGUCCGUACAACCGUGCCCACCGCAUCCGACCGGAUGCCAUGCCGAAGCAUCUGUACAAGUGCCGCCGGAAUCACCCCAAGACGAAGCUGGUGAUCUGUCCGUUCAACACGAUCCACCACGUUUCAGGACCAGUACUGAACGCGCACAUCGCCGAGUGUCCCGACCGGGCAGCGUUCGAACUGUACAAGUACUGCAUCACCGACGGAUCGCGGCAAAGUCACACCCCGACCGCCCAGGAACCGGAACUGAUCUACAACAACGAACCACCACGACAAGCGACUGGACGCAGUCUCCAGGAUGAUGACGAGUGCUGGGAUGAAAGUGCGGUUCCGGCUUACAAUCCGCAUGCGUACUGUAAAAGUGCGAACGUGAUUCGUAAAGCCACUAAUAUGAAGAAAUCACAGAAGCGUGAGUUCUACCAGGCGGAACGGGAACGACUCAAUGGGUGGAGAAGUGGCUCGACCAGCUCGGAAUCGGACGAUGGAUGCCAGAAGGCGACGACGCUUGCCGGGGCAGAUGAUUGGUGGGAUGAUGAGGUCGCGCCGGCUAAGGAAAUUCAGGUGGUACCCAAAAGAACUACCUUGCAAAAGAAACAGGUUCAUCGUUCUGAUCAGCAGCUGAAGAAGGAGAUUGAUAAUUUUAGUUGGCUGCGCUAG